Messenger RNA from Linum trigynum, 213 nucleotides. Lineage: Eukaryota; Viridiplantae; Streptophyta; Magnoliopsida; Malpighiales; Linaceae. The record is from the annotation of a GenBank genome assembly.
AUGAAUGCCAACAGAGAGUCGACAGAGGCAGGAGGCAGUCCAGCUCAAAAUUUCCCCAUUUCCGCAACCGUUACUUGGUCCCCGCAUCAACUGCGGGUGAACACUAGAUGCUCAUUUAGAUUUGCUCGCCAAACUCGCUUCACCGACGCGAAUCCUGACUACCCCUUUCGCCCGAUCCGGAGAGAGCGACGCCGGCGGUCUGCUUUCUUGUAG